This is a messenger RNA of Bombus terrestris (buff-tailed bumblebee), 6598 nucleotides long. RefSeq names its product nicotinamide/nicotinic acid mononucleotide adenylyltransferase 3 (gene Nmnat). The transcript is spliced from 5 exons. NCBI's taxonomy places the organism in Eukaryota, Metazoa, Arthropoda, Insecta, Hymenoptera, Apidae. The coding region runs from base 16 to 3792 and encodes 1258 amino acids. Gene Ontology annotation, molecular function: nicotinamide-nucleotide adenylyltransferase activity; nicotinate-nucleotide adenylyltransferase activity. Gene Ontology annotation, biological process: NAD+ biosynthetic process. The record is from RefSeq and is a predicted model, not a curated record.
UUAUUUAAGACGAUCAUGUUGAAAACAAUAUCUCAAUUGACUCCUGUAGUAGCACCGUCUCAAAUAUGGCUGAAACAUCAGCCAGUGUGCAGUCCGUACAGUGUGGUUGCAUGUUACGGUGUCUCGCGUAACAAUUUACGUCGUACUAUUAUUCAAUCUAAAUGUUCCGUGUUCUGCUUAUACAAAACUACAAGAAGCGAGUUCCAGCAGUCAAGUAAACGUGCUGUCAUCACAUGCUGCGGGACAAAAGAAGAAAAAAUGGCACCAACGCGUGUUAUUCUUAUGUCGUGUGGCAGUUAUAACCCUCCAACCAAUAUGCAUUUAAGAAUGUUUGAAAUUGCCAGAGAUCAUCUUCACAGAAUGGGAACACAUAUUGUGGUUGGCGGUGUUAUAUCUCCUGUACAUGAUGCAUAUGCUAAGAAAGAACUGGCAAGCGCAACGCAUAGAUGUGCUAUGCUGAGAUUAGCUUUACAAAACAGCGAAUGGAUUCGACUUAGCACUUGGGAAACUAGACAGAAUGGUUGGACAAAGACUAGACUAAGUUUACAGUACCAUCAAAAUUUAUUGAACUCUGUGGUAUUUGACUGGACUAAUGUUAAACAUAAUGUAUCAACGGAGGAUCUGGAAUGGAUUCCAGAAAAUGUAAAAAAUAGUUCUGAUCACACUCCAAUCCAAAUUAAAUUAUUGUGCGGUGCUGAUCUAUUAGAAAGUUUUGGAACUUAUGAUCUUUGGGCUGAAGAAGACAUCGAUGCAAUUGUUGGAGAAUAUGGUUUGGUAGUUAUUACAAGGGAAGGUUCUAAUCCAAAUAAGUUCAUAUAUGAUUCAGAUAUUCUUUCCAAGUAUAUGCACAAUAUAUACAUAGUAACUGAAUGGAUUCCAAAUGAAGUUAGCUCAACUAGAAUAAGGAGAGCAUUGAAACGAGGUGAGAGUGUCAGGUAUCUCGUACAAGAUUCUGUGAUUGAUUAUGUCUAUAAGCAAGGAAUUUAUGAUGCAAAGUCAACAACAUCGACAAUUAAGUUGGAACUGACCUCGCCCAACGCGAAUAAUUACUUGACCAUUGAUUCCAAGUAUCAAAGCACCUUUCUCACGCCGUCGCCUAGCGACGUUACCAUGGACUCCCCGAGUCCGAUCGAAAUUAUAUCCAUCGAUGUGCCUGAUACCGUUCUGCGUAAGAAUAUCCAGAACGCAACAAACAUGGCUUGCGUAGCCUCCCGUCACGCCGGCUGCGGUGGCCUCGAGGAGGCGCGCGAGAAAUUCAUUAGCGCUCUCGUUGCCGAGAACGGCAACGCUAAACAUAUAACGACCGCGAAGGCCGCGUAUCCAGGUCUCGCGAAACAGAUCAUCGCCACCGAAACCGGCGAGUCGCAGAUCCUCGACGAGGUAGGUUUCGUUGACGAUGAUAAGAAGGUUAGGAAGGUGGUCAGGGUACAGCCCCGAUCGAGUCAAUUGGAAGAGGUGUCCCCGGGUGUCGCCACCUCGUCAAAACGCGAGAAUCUCGUCAAACUUAAUACGAAGCCGUCAAUCGAGGCGAAAAAUAGCGUAGCUAAAUCGUCAGAGACUAGUAACAGACUUCGAGUCCAGUAUGACGUCAUUGAUGUAGAAUCAGGAGGAAGUAGAGUCAUGAAUCGCGAAGCUAGAUCGUCGAUUUCAUCUUCGACUGUUUCGUCCUCGACGAUGUCCGCUAUGGACAGUGGUGGAGGACGCCACGAAGGCGCUUUAUCUGACUUUAGCGUGGACAAGGAGGAUUACAGGCUCACGCGGUAUGGCUUGGACGACACGGUCGAAGACGAAGUCCAAGACAAGCAUAAAGAUUCUUGGUUAGGUAAACAACGAUCAAACGACUCUAUAGAGAGUCAGCAGGACAGUCUAUCGCGCAAAAAACAAUACCCUGAUCCAAAGGGAAGCGAUGAGGUUUGCGAUCAGGACAGCUUUCCAAACGAUAGCGUUCGAUGCUCAAACACGCAGGUAUUAGUGUUAGUUAGCGCGAUGAUUCAUAAUCCUUUCGACAAGGAAGGUACGACGUUGAUUGUUGAAGAGAACGGGGUACAGGGUAAAGGCGAGAUCACGAUAUACAAAGGCGAGUCGGAUGGAAGUGUCGAUAAAUUGAGUCUCUUGGUGCAGUCGCCUGUUCCGUCGUCCAUUAGCGAAGAGAGCACCGUAAAGAUACAAGAGAUAGUCGAUGAUGGAACGGAAAUCGUAAAAGAAGCUUCCGAUGACUCGUUGGCCUUAGAUGACAAGUCCUCGAAGAGGGACGUAAGCCUAGAAAUAGAUGGUAAGUAUGUAAAGUCAAUAGUGAACGCGCGCAAGAGUCCCAGGAAGACAAAGAACGGUCAGAUGAGAAUACAUAAUGAAAGUGACGAGAAAAGAGUGAAAGAGAACGAAGCAAUAGAGAAGAGCGUCGACUCUGACACGCAAUCGGAAGAAACGUUCUAUAAGACUCUCUCGACUGCUUCUUCAUCGAGAUCAAAGAGCCCUAAAAGAGAAAGCAAAUCUCGAUCGAAGAUUCACGAGUCUAUGAUCAGCGAUGAGAGAACCAAGAAGGUGAAACGGUACGACGCGUCAUUAAAAGGAAGUCUCGAUUCGGUGAUCGCCACGAACGAUUCAAGGACGAUUUCUAGAAGGAGAUCGAAGGCUGAGGAAACGUUCUCGAAGAAAUCGAAGAGCUGCGAGUCCAUUAAGAAGAUCCAGGAAGUGUGUUACGAAGAUCCUUCCAAAGCGGACAGUACGUCUCAGCUGAUCACGGCGAACGAACUAGACAUGCAAACCGACGAAUUUUGCUUUGCCUGCUGCUACGUGAACGAAUUGUCUUUAAGGACGGAAGAGAUACUGGGAACGGAAGAAGUAAUCAUGCGUUCCAAUUGCAGUUCCAUCAUCGACGAAGAUUCUACGGAAUGCGAUAUUUGUAGUUCUUGGAAUCUGCAAGAGUCGACUGACACCUUGGAUCGGAAACUCAUUUCCUCCACGACCGACUGCGAUCAGCUAUGCGAGGUUUGUGACAUCUGCAACGAGAUCUGUGCCACAUUCAACCCCGACCAGGAGCCAAGAUCGUACUCUACCAGGGAUCCAAGAGAUUUGACUCAUAGUCGGGCGGUCGAGUCUUCCUCGAGAAGUCUUCCUAAGAACAGUUCCAGAAUCGACGACAGUAUCGCGACUAAUCCGUCUCUGGACGAUGACAGCUUCGAGAUUGAGAACUGUGGAUUCCAGAGUGGACCAAAGUCGAUGGACGAUCGAAAGUUCAGCGAUCAAAUAAGCGAAAUACAAUUUUCCAAGUCUUUCAAUAUCUCCGAUUCGGCUGUUAUUAAAAAGAAAUCACGCGAUAAAUAUUUUAUUCCUAAAGACGAGUUGGCUAUCCUGUCUAGUAAUUCCAGGCGCAUGAAUCGCAAGGGAUCGUUAUUUAGAAAAAAACCAGCCGAGGAUCCUGCCAACGUUUCUCAAGAUAAGAGACGUUAUUCCUCGGUGGAUAAUCUUCAAUCAGCCAGAACAUCUUCCAGAAACAAUGACAAAGUUCUGAGGCCUAAGAACAGCAAGCUGAUCGGCUCAGCGGAUAAUAUACGCGCUUCUAGAAGCUCCAGAAGAUGCAAAUCGUUGCAGAGAUCGGCAGACAAUGUUCGAUACGUGGAUUCGUCCACGGACAAUUUGGAUUCUCUGGUGGAAAGUUUAGGAAGGGAGGACGAGACGCAAGAUGACGUCAACUGGAUAGAGAAGCCUAAAGUCAGGGAUAACGAAACUGUAAAGAUGAUCCUGACCAAGCAUGGAAUUAAGAUAAUUAGCGAAAAGGAAACCGCUCUGUAAUGAAAUUAGAAUGACGAUAUAAAAAUUCAACGAAUUUGGAGGAACGUAAUUUGUUCGGAGGAAAUCGCUCACGUUAGUUAAAGAAAAAAUGUUGCAAGAAAUAUAUACAUAUAUUAUUAUUAUACACGACACAAAUUAGUUUGAACUCUCGUUAGGCUAACUGCAAACCUUAGGAUGCAGACUUAUCGACUCUCUUGUGAUAAUUCUGACCGAUAUAUCGUCUUCAACAGAUACAAGAUUUUUCACAUUAUAAUAGAAACUUAGUUAACGAAUAUACGUAUCUAUAUAUAAAGAGGAAAGAAGAAAAAGAAAUAUAUAUAUACAUAUACAUAUACAUAUUAUAUAUUUAUAACUCGGGAAAGAGGUUCUUUUCCGAGAGAAAGAGAAACGCCAAAUGUUACGAGAUUUGAUCCUACUCACAGAUUCUAUUUAAUUAAUAACGAUGAUGUUCACGCGACCGAGACUCUUUACGAAAAUCCGCCAGAAAGAUAUUGCAUAAAAAGAGAGAGAAAAUGGAGCAAGAUCUCAAAGCGUGAUAUUGUUGAGCCGUACGCUGUUCGUCGUGAAUAGAAGGAAAAGAGUACUAAAACGAUAUGCAUACAAGAGUACACAGGCCUUGGGAGAACUCCUUUAGGAUAGGAAUACAACCAGAGAAAACGAUAUUAUAUAUGUAUAUUAUUAUUAUUGCGUUAUAACGAACUGAACUAACAGUCGCUGCUGUUGAGCGUGAUUAAACAAAUUAAAUGAAUCACGAGGUGUUUCGUUGUCGCGUGCGUUGGAAGGAAAUAUUAAAGAAAAAAGCUCGAUAAAUUUCAAACAAAUACGAAAUAAAAGGAAGAUUACAAACUAUUGUGGAAGAGAAAUGAGUUCCGGACAACGCACGAGCAUCGAGAACAGUAAAUUAUCGAGACAAUCCUACAAUUAACUCGUCAAUAUUAUACGAAGAGAAUAAAGAAUGGUUUCGAUUAACCAUAAAGUAUUCUAUACAUAUAAACUACGUAAGCGAUGCGUUACGAUGGGCUGCGGUACAUCGAUCGGGGAGGCCGUGAUUAAUUAAUGUCGCUUCUAAUGGAAACCGCUGAUCUCAGUUUACCUUUCGUCGUGUGCAAAGGAGGAAAGGGAUCAAAAGAAAAAAAAGGGGGGGAGGGUCAGAUGAAACGAUAAAGAGGACGUGCAAUUUCGUUUGGAAUACGAAAUUUCACGAGAAUGAAUUAUUCGUGAAUUUAGUGACUGCCUUUCUGCGCGACGAAUCUGACGAUAUAACAAUUAAUUAAUUGAUUACGGUUUACACAUACAUACAUACAUUACACCUCUGCCAAAUAAUUUUUAUUAAGAACGUGCCAAUUGUCUUUUAAUAUCUUUUUAGACAUCGUGUUUUUUACUCUUUCGAAAUCGUUGAUAUUUUUUCAACAAAAGCGAUUCAAAGGGAGAUCGAGAAGGGAGAGAAAACGUGGAACGUUCCUCGAUUCCGUCACUGUCGCUCAUCGAGCAUAAUGCGUAAUUUUUAUGCGUAUAUUCGUAUUUACAUUUUUUUUUCUCUUUUUUUUUAAGUCAAUCUCUCUCUUUCGUAUCUUUUUGUAUCCUGUAUGCACGGUGUCAUGCGCCUCUCUUUUUGUCGUAAGUCUCGCUUAGAGAAAUCCAUCCAGCGAUCGUAAUUGCUGUCUUUUAGCGAAUAUUUUUUCCAAAUAUUGAUCAACCACUCCACUGCAUCUAACUGUGAUGAUAUCGUUCCUGGAAGGAGAAGAAUAUACAGAGAAAUCUCUGACAAAUAUCUUUCCUUUUACGAUCGAUACUUUUUCUUCUCUAUCCUUCUUUCUUUCUUUUACAAGAUUUUUAUUAUCAAACGUUUGCUCAGAUUAAUCGUUAACGAGAGUCACAAGACUCGAUUGUAAAUACGCUUAGGUGCAAUGGAAACGAAUCGUUGUUUGAUAUAAUGGCUGAGCUUCUUAGGCGUAUUACCUGUAUUUUCAUAGUGCCUAAUUUCCUAUUCUUCUGCCAGCAAUCGCGCCUAUUUUGGCGAGCCAUUGUCAAGGUGCAUCGUGUCUGCGAAUGAUUUUGCGAGAUGCGAUACUUUUUUACAUUUUGUUUCAUUCUUUUUUUUCUUAGCCGAUAAGGACAAAUUGUUUUGUUCUCGAACACACACCAUCAUCCUCCUUUCUAUCACAGCCCUGUUCUUUUUCUUUAGUCUUCUUGAUGCGCAAGCCUAAUUCUUUUACACAUCCCCCCUCCCCUUUCGAGCAAACUGUUGUUCCGCUCUUGUUAUUUGUAUAGUAACGUAGAUAGACGAAGGUGGCGAGAAAUAUGCUCAAGCUGACGGUAUUCAUUGUUUAAAAUUCAUGUAAAAGUGCUUCCUAAGUGCGACUAAAACGGCUCUAGGCCACCCUUGUAUCUUUUUGGACCAAUUCCGCUUCUUUUUUCUAUUCCUGUAUCGUUCGUUUCUUUGUUGUCUGUAUUUUUCGAUUAUUUCGUGAGACAUGUGAAAUGUGUUUGGCCAUCACGACUUCUAUCAUGCAAUCGCUUGUCGAAUAAAAAUCUUCGUUGUCUAAACCGUUUCUCUUAUUCGUAUUCGUACCGCGAAGUGUUCCCUGAAAAAUUGAAGAAAGAGAAGAAAGCGUACAAUUUGACUGUGUACAGAUCAGUAUUACUGUUCAAUUUUUUAGAUAAUCCUAUCAUAUAUUAAGCAUUCGGUAUUGUUAAUACUUUUAAGUAACGUUACAGAUUACGCGUGAUAUUCACUAUUACUUAAGAGAUCUCGCGAUACGUUAACGUUAAUGUCACAUGUUAAUGCUAUAUCAUGUAGAAAACG